Molecule: messenger RNA, 5481 nt
Organism: Trypanosoma cruzi
Lineage: Eukaryota; Euglenozoa; Kinetoplastea; Trypanosomatida; Trypanosomatidae
Product: dispersed gene family protein 1 (DGF-1), putative
Exons: 1
Molecular function (GO): Notch binding
Source: RefSeq, a predicted model, not a curated record
UGCAGUCUGCAGGGCGGUGAGGAGGUGUCGUACGACGGUGUGUUUCCGGACGAAGUGGAGGUGUUCAAGUGCGGCACAUGCAGCGAUGAUGCGGCGUGCUACAUGCCCGGGACGGAGUCGGUGGACCGCAGCUCGUGCUCGUGCAGCUGCAAGGACGGAUGGCAUGGCGCGUCGUGUCUUCCCUUCGAGGUGCCCGACACGGUUGUGCCGCCCGUGGCGGAGAGAGCCGUCGACGGCGACACGAGCUGCGUGGUGAACCAGACGCUGCCGAAAAUUACGCUGAACAUGUGGAAGACGCACCACUGCUACGCGGGUGUGACAUUCAGCGGCGUGGGUGCUGUGUUGACUUUCUUUCUCAAUCGUAUGCCGCUGCAUCUCCCCAUCAACAUCACGCUCACUGGAUGCACAUUCCGUGAGGGUGCCGCGCUGCAGUUUGUUGGUGGUGCUGCGGCGGCCGAGUCAGCCGGUGUCCUGAUCCGCGUGAGCCAGGCGGUGAUGCGUUCCUCCGUUGUCAUGUUUGCGCUUGCCCUGCCGCUGCACUGCGAAAUCGCCGUCACGGAGGUUGACGCGGUGCAGGCCUUUGAGGUUCAGCUGCUUGAAACUAGGACCAACAUGCUGAGCGUCGUGUUACUGAGGAACGUUGUGCUGACUACAUCCUCGCUGCUGGUCAGCAACGUCAAGGCUCAUUCCUUGAGGUACGGUGCGCUUGGGUUGUACUCGAUUGGGACGCUGACGCUGUUGCAUGGCAGCUCGCUGUAUGUGCAGUACUGCAGCUUUGAUGGGUACGAACACCUGUUGUACAUGAAUAUUCUCAGUGUGAGUGACCACUCCGUUUUAGCGCUGCUCAACAAUACAAUUUCCUUCGGGACAAGCCUGCUGUGUCAGCAACAAGAAUUGAGCGUGUCGGAUCACAGCGUGUUGCGCGUGGUGGGGAACAGCGGCUCCGUGUCCUAUGCCAUCUACUCACUAAACUCGUGGACCGUUGAGCGGUCAAGCUGGCUGGACUGGCGUGACAACGACGUGGGAGUGGGUGCGAUUUUUUACGCAACUGAAUCCAUCUUUUUGAUCAUUGACGGCAGCAGUGUGGUGACGCUGACGGGCUGCACGAUGGGCUCGACGGGGUGGUCGGUCUCCUUGCUAUCGCGGGUUGACGCCGGCUACCGGUUCGUUGCUGGGUGCCUGACGGUCGCGGGACGGGAGGUGACGACGGCGGCUGAACUGGAGCUCCACGGCAUCACCGACGUGACGACGGUUGCCGCAUGCGGUGAGUGGACGAAGGACGGUGACUGCUUUGCUCCGCUGACGACGGCUGUCAGCGACUGCAAGUGCCAGUGCGCUGCUGGAGGGCACGGCGAUGUGUGCGUCCCGGCGCCUGUGCCUGCUGGCCCACCGCCACCGCUCACGCCGCCACCACCGCCACCACCGCCACCACCGCCGAUUGGUGGGUGCAUCAGCGACAUGGUGUACCCCGAGGUGGCGCAGGCUGUGGGUGGCGGGCUGUCGUGGCUGUGCUACCGCAACGUGACGUUCAGCGGGGGCGGCAUGAGCCUGACGGUGCUGAUUGGGGCGAUGGCGGGCGACGUGGCGAAUGUCACGUUUGAUGGAUGCACGUGGAGGGACGGCGCCGUGCUGUUGCUGUUGGGCAACGCGUACGCUGCUGUGGGGUCGCUGAACAUCUUCGUCACCGGCAACACGUUCCAUGACGCGCUGCUCAGUCCGGAGGGUGGGUUUCCACCGCACACGAACAUCACGAUCAGCGGGAACCGCUUCACUGUCACGAGGCUGAUCCCUCGGCCGGGUUUGGACAUUACAAGGCCGUCGUGUGUUGUGAUGAAUGGACUGGCGAUCAGCAACGACUCCGCAGUGGUUUUUACUGGCAAUGUGUUUCAGAGCGUGACGGCAUCUUCAAACGCCAUUUACGUCGUUGGAUCUGCGCUGAGGGUGUUGUGGCACUCCGUGUUUGCGGUGAUGGGCAACGCGUUUCAUAUGGCUGGCGUUAACGGCACGCUUAUAUAUCUUGAGGGGACUAGACACUCCUCAUCGCUGAGUGUACUGAACAACUCUGCCGUGGUGAUCCGAGGCAACGUUGUGACGAGGCCGGUGCAGUGCUUCAUGUUAUUUUUGUGGACCUUAGGUGUGGAGUGUUUUUCGGCGGUUGUGUUUCAGGGCAACGACAUGCAGGGAAGCCUGGCUGUGUUUUAUUCAAGCUACUCCUCGAACAUCUACUACAACUCCUGGCUGCAGUUGAGCGGCAACCUCUGCCGCGUAUCACCAUUGGAUGCGUUUGCUUUUCUCCUUCCCAAACUGAAUCUCCGCGACUCCACGGUGUCUGUUUCCGGCAACCGAUUCAUGUCCAGCACGGGCACGUUGACAGUUCUGCGGAUAUUCACCGGGCCCCGCGAUCUCACAAACGGAGCGAUUGUGGCUACUUGCAACACUGUGAACGACGGGGAGGGGGCUAGUUACGACAUCCCGUCCGCGUACAAUGCCACCAUUCUGAGCUGCAGCGACCCAUGCGCUCUCGCGGCUUCGUGCUUCCCCGCUUACACGACGACGGCGUCGAGUGAUGGCUGCGACUGCACGUGCGCGGAGGGCGGCCACGGCGAUGCGUGCCUGCCCGUUGCUGUCCCCGAGCCACCGAGCACGGACGGCGCCGACUUGUGCGUGCGGGACGUGCGUGUGGAUGUGGAGGUGAACGCCGGUUUCGGGACGUCGGUGGCGUGCUACGUUGGUGUGACCUUUGCGGCAGACGUUGUGGUGGACGUGUCGUCGAUGUCAGGGAGCGUGCGCAAUGUGACGCUGUCGAACUGCACUUUUGUGAGCAGAGCGAGCCUGUACGUUGUUGGGUGGCUGUCCGACCCGCCUGCUGGCGAGCGCGCCGAUGUGUUGGUCAGCGGGCUUGAGUCACGCUCCGGCGGCGGCGUGGUGGUGGCGAACCGAUUUCCGCCUGGCUCGCGCGUCACUGUGUUGGACUCGGUGCUGAUCGCAGAGAAUCGUGUUGCGUACCGCGGCGCCUACGGCCUUGGCGACGCCUCCGCGUACCUCGUGCUGCACAGCGUGAAUCUGACGGGUAGCGUGCUGACCAUUGCGCGCACGCAGGUGGUGGCUGUGUUCCGUGACGCUGUUGGCGUGUUGUUUGUUGGCGGCGUGGCGCUGUCGUCGCGCGGUGCGCUGUACGUGGACGGGCUGUCGGUGCAGACGGCGCUGGGGCUGUGCGUGUCGGUGGAGGGCGGUGUUGCGGCCAGCGGUGGCUCCGUGGUGGCGUUUGUUGACAGCGACUUCCUGCUGUGCAAGCACGCGGUGUCUGUGCGUGGGGCUGUGAGCGUGUCGGGCUCCGCUGUGGCGCUUGUGCGAAGCGAAUUCUCGUCGACGGAGGACUACGCGGUGGCGUUUUAUUCGACGGUGAGCCUGGCUGGCGGGUCGAUGCUGCUGGCGAAGGGCAACGUGCACGACGGCGUCUCGAGGGAGAUGCUCCACGCCGCUGGCGCCGUGACCGCUGUUGGGAGCACGCUGAGCUUUGUGCGCAACCGAGCGCUGCUGCCGCGGAUGGUGUCGGUGAGCCUGUCGCUUGCGGCUGGGGCGCAUGUGAGGGUGGCGUGCAACGACGCUGGUGGACGUGCCCUGUCGACGGCGGAGGAGUACGCAGCGGCUGGUUUUGGCGACGCUGGGAGCAUCGACGUUGCUGGAUGCGACGCCUGCGACAGGGACACGCACUGCUACGCGCCCGGGACGGCGUCUGCGAGCAUGAGGAACGGUGUGUGCGUGUGCACGUGCGGCAGCGGCGGGUACGGCGAGGCGUGCUUGCCUGUGGGAGCUCCUGCGCUGCCGCCCGCUGUGGGCACCGCGUCGAGUGUGUUUUUCCGCGAGGGCGUGACGGUGCGGUCGGUGUUCGUUGUGCCUGCCGGCGCGAGCGAGGUGACGCUGCGCCAUGUUGUGCUGGACGGCGUGAGCCCUGUGCUCUACGUGCCGUGGAUGGCGCGAGACGGCGUGCGGAUCGUUGUGCAGAACGUGUCGCUGCGUAACGGUGCCGUGCUGUACGUGAUGGGCGGUGGAGCGUUGCGCGGUGCGGUGGCGGCGGGGAGCGACGAGAGCGGGCCGGUGGAGCUGUCGGUGUGCGAUGUGGAGGCGCUGAGCGGUGCGCUUGUGCUGACCGGCACGUUCCCUGCGGGGUCCGUGCUGACGGUGACGGACUCCCUGCUGGUUUCCGCGAGGUCGACGCCGCUUGUGUAUCUUCCCGGCUCGCAGUCCUCGCCGUACGCACCGGUGCUGGUGCUGUCGGGCCUGCGGCUUGUGCGGUCCGUGCUGGUUGUAUCCGGCGUUGCUCUCGUGACCGUGGUGACUGGUGGGCGGACGGUGGUGGUGGACGGCGCGGUGCUGGAGCUUGUCGGUAGCGGUGUUGCGCUGGACGCGGCUGUGCUCGGUGGUGAAUAUGCAUUGUACGCGAGUGCGCGCGUGGUUGCGUCUGGGGGCGCUGUGCUGCGCGUGUCGGGGAGCCAGGUGUACGCCGCGCAUGGAUUGGUGUUUGGCAGCGGGGUGGAGGCUAACGUGUCCGCCGUCGUGGUGAACGACAACGCCGGUGCGCUGACGGAUGGCGCGCUGCUGGAGCUGCGGGGGUCGGCGUCGUUUGCGUCCGGGUCGUGGCUGUCGGUGCGCGGCAACAGCAUCAGCGGCAUGCUUCUUUCGCUGCCGUCGUACCCGCGCCGUGCGGAGCUCGUGCAGAGCACGCUGACGCUCCACGGGAACGCCGGCAGCGGGUCUGUUCUGAUGGAUGGCACCGUUGCGCUCGGGGGCACCGGCCGACGGUUCGUCGUGGGGUGCCUGACGCUCAACGGGCAUGCGCUGCGGCCGAUGGACUACAGGUCCGCCGGCAUCAUCGGGGAAUUCCGCCCCGUGUCGUGUGGCGUGUGCGACGCCGACGUGCACUGCUUUGCAGCUGCGACGAGGGCGAUGUCGGGGUCGUGCGGCUGCCGCUGUGCUGAGGGCGGGUACGGGCGCGACUGCCUGCCGGUGUACCUGCCGCACGUGGACGGGUGCAACCGCACGCCUGGCAUGCCGCUGGUGAUCCACGCGGCGACGCUGACGGAGACGCGCAGCCCGACACCGAGUUCGACGCCGGGCAUGAGCACGGCGCGCUACAGUCCGACACACUACGGGGCGACGGUGACCCUGCAGGUGACGGAGACGGUGGCACUGCUGCCCACGCGGACCUCGACGGCGUCGGUGAGCGGCACGCUGUGGUGGAGCGACGUGGCGUGCCCGACGCUCGCCGUGACGACGACGGCGGCUGGUGGCAGCCUGACGCAGAACGACAUCCGUGGCGGUGGGAGCGCCGUCCCGACGCGGCUGAUGGUGGCGCUGCCGCCGCCGUUUUGGUGGGCACGCGACCCGCAGCUCGGCACGCACCUGAGCUUCGUGCCGGUGUCGACGGCGCAGCCGCGCGGGUUUGGUGGUCCGUGGGGAGCAAUGCUGCGCAACGCGACG